Messenger RNA from Chrysochloris asiatica (Cape golden mole), 450 nucleotides. RefSeq names its product ninjurin 1 (gene NINJ1). The transcript is spliced from 3 exons. NCBI's taxonomy places the organism in Eukaryota, Metazoa, Chordata, Mammalia, Afrosoricida, Chrysochloridae. Bases 1 to 450 code for a protein of 149 amino acids. The record is from RefSeq and is a predicted model, not a curated record. Gene Ontology annotation, biological process: cell adhesion; tissue regeneration. Gene Ontology annotation, cellular component: membrane.
AUGGACUCGGGCGCUGAGGAGUACGAGCUCAACGGCGACCUGCAACCAGGCUCCCCGGACGCCUCGCCUCCACGUUUGGGUUGGAGAACCCGACCCAUCAACGUGAACCACUAUGCCAACAAGAAGAGUGCAGCCGAGAGUAUGCUGGACAUUGCCUUGCUGAUGGCCAACGCCUCCCAGCUCAAGGCCGUCAUUGAGCAGGGCUCCAGCUUUGCCUUCUUUGUGCCCCUGGUAGUCCUGAUCUCCAUCUCCCUUGUUCUCCAGAUUGGUGUGGGUGUACUGCUCAUCUUCCUCGUCAAGUACGACCUCAACAACCCAGCCAAGCACGCCAAGCUGGACUUCCUCAACAACCUGGCCACAGGCCUAGUGUUCAUCAUUGUGGUGGUCAACAUCUUCAUCACAGCCUUCGGCGUCCAGAAGCCCAUGAUGGAUGUGGCACCCCGGCAGUAG